Messenger RNA from Ceutorhynchus assimilis (cabbage seed weevil), 3757 nucleotides. NCBI's taxonomy places the organism in Eukaryota, Metazoa, Arthropoda, Insecta, Coleoptera, Curculionidae. The record is from the annotation of a GenBank genome assembly.
AGCCACAUUGACAGUUUUCAUUCAUUAAUCAAAUAAUGAAUUUUUAUUUUAUCCAACAAUAACAUAUUUAUAAAAAUAUAAAACAGAAAAAUUCAAAAUAUUUCAACUGUACAAAUAUUCGGAACAUGUAAAAAUGGCAUUGGCAGACGACGAAAACCAUUGGAUCAGCGACCUAGAAAAUGCUUUGCUGGAAGAAUGUUCAGUCUCCGAUAUUUAUUGUAUUUGCAAGGGAAAACCUUUACCAGAAAGUUUACGUCCAGAAGUGUGGCAGAUUUGCCUCGAUGUAAGAGAUAAAGGCAACCAGCUGGACCACUUCAAUGAAGUCUACGAUCUUGCAAAUCAAACAGUAUUAAGAGAAGACUGUAAAAACUUUGUUGCAAAACUAGGCAACGAUGAAGAAGACAAAAUACAAGUAAUUUCAGAUCUGGAAUCGAUCAUCACAUUUUACUGCAAAAGCAGAAACCUGCCUUAUUCCCGAAACAACGGCUGGAUUGAAAUAUUGUUACCCAUACUCACUUUGAAAGUCCCUAAAUCUCCUACUUAUAACCUUUUUGAGGCUAUAAGGGACACAUUUAUCCCCCAAAGUUGUGAAAAAGAUGGAAACGCUUUUCACAUUUUAAGACUUCUACUACUCUAUCACGAUCCUGAAUUAUGUUCAUUUUUGGACACCAAAAGGAUAACUCCAGAAAACUAUUGCCUAACAUGGUUUCAAUCUUUAUUUGCAGCUACCUGUAGUUUACCUGUAGUAAUCAACAUGUGGGACUACUAUUUCCAGCAAUCCGAUCCUUUUUUCAUAUUUUUCCUGUCACUCAUAAUGGUUGUAAAUGCCCGAGACGAAAUUAUGUCUUUGAAAAACGAAUCUAGAGACCAGAUUAUUGCUAGUUUAUCGAAUAUGCCUUCUAGACUUGAAGCUGAUGACGUUGCCGAUUUUUGUUCUUUGGCCCAGUAUUAUGCUGUGAAAACUCCAAUGUCUUUCAGGCAAGAUCUGAUGCAGACAAUUUAUAAUGGGAAAAUGGAUUCGACUCUGCUGGUUUCUCAGGCGCUUUGUUUGCCGGUGUCUGUACACGAAUUGGUUGACAAUAUUGCCAGGGAAUCUACAAAUGUUGAUGCUGUGAGAUUCUUUCUGGUUGAUUGUCGACCUGUGGAGCAUUACAACGCCGGCCAUUUACCUACAGCAUUUCAUUUAGAUUGCAAUUUAAUGCUUCAAGAGCCUAGUGCCUUUGCUACGGCCGUUCAGGGUCUUUUAAGUGCACAAAGACAAGCUUUAGCUCACAACUCAACAGCAGGUGGUGAACAUUUAUGCUUCCUAGGAUCAGGAAGCAACGAAGAAGAUCAAUAUACUCACAUGAUUGUGGCUUCGUUUUUGCAAAAACACACCAAAUACGUUUCUCUAUUGACUGGUGGCUAUUUGGCACUACAUGAUUAUCUGUCUGAUAAUUUGGGUUACUUGCAGGACCACAGUCCUAGGCAUUGCAUUGUUUGCAUGCCAAAUUUCACAGCCAAACUUGAGAGGCAGGCCAACGUAAAAACGCCAGGCCAAUCUGGUGAUUUGUUUGGUAAAAUAUCAGCAGCGAUGAGGUCCAAGUCUGCAGAGGUAACUGGAAAACUGAUCGAAUAUAUUGUGAAUCCCAGCAAUAGUCCUGUGCAAGAGAGGCACGUUUCUAGCAACGAUAGAAUUGGCAGGAGAUAUAGGGAUGUUGCACCAGUAUUUAGUAUAGAUGAUGAUCAUGAUAAUGUGGCUAAUAUUGAGGAGCAAGAAAGAGAAGACAAUCACGAAAUGGUCCAAAUCCAAUCCUACUUGAAAAAACCUGAAAUAAUCCAGCAUUUUCCUUGUCAAGAAGUGAGAAUGAAUGGAGCAAUGUUCAAAAGUCAUCUGAUAGUUACUGAAUGUGAGCUAAUAGUACUGAGGGAAGUGCCUGAAUCUAGAGGUGCAGCCGAAGUGAUUGUCAAACGCCCUCUAUCAGCUAUAGUGAAAAUAACUGCUAGAAAAAGGCAUCCAGAACUGAUUACUUUCAAAUAUGGGGUACCUGAUGGGGAGAAUUUGAAAAUAUCCGAUAUGGAUAGAUUUUUGAUUCCUAACGCUGACAAGGCAACGAAAGUUGUUUCUGAUCAGAUUUUGAAACAAUUAAAAGCUAAAGAAUAAGUUAUAUGUAUUAAAACAAAAAAGUUUAUAUUAAGUGUUAACCAUUUUUUAAGAUAAUGCUUGUAUGUAGUUAACAUUUUUAUUUGUUGAAUUUUUUGAGUCUAUAUAAUAAAUAUCUUAAUGUGGUUUAUGUUUUGACUAUACUUGAAAAAAGAAGCCGAUUACAAACUACAAUAAUAUCACAAAAAAAAAAAAUCUACUCUGGAUUAUUAGUUUGCUGAAUAAAAAGCUUAUUUUUCUGUCUAGUUAUUUUCGCUUGGGGCGGCGGAAGUACGUUCUGAAGUUGCCUGGGAACUACUUCAGUAGUACGCGCUAUUCGAGUUAUUCUUGUAAUUAGACUGCUCUUAUCCAUUUUACUUGUAGCACCACUCACUGGCCUUGGUAUAGCUUGUUUACCUUUAAAAAUUAAUUUAAUCAAAUUGCUAUUCAAUAGAGUAUUAAAACAACUAACCAAAUAUUCUCAAUCCUCUGCUGGUAUCACCUCCAGCUGCUCCACCAUCGUCAGCCAAAUGCCUCAAAACAAGAUGAAUUUUAUCUUCGUGCUGUUGCUGCAAAUGUAUAACACGUCUUUCCCCUUCUAGUCUGACUUGUUGUAAAUUGUGACUCAAAUUCUGGACUCUACUGAUGAGAGUUUCGUUUUGAUUUUCAUAGUCAAUUACUUGUAGUUCUAGUUUUUUGCCACUCAAACGAAGCUCAAUAACCUAAAGAAUUUCUUGUAUUGGAUGAAAUAUUAUAUUUUGAACAAAAAUUACCUUUUGAAAAUAUCUGUACAACAACAUGCGCAUUUCGUUUUCACUCAAAUGCAUCAAUCUAUCCAUGAGCAUGACAUCUCCAGGCUCUUCUACGAUUUCCACUGUUUUAUCAUUUAUACUUUUAUGCCCACACAAAAGUUCAUUUUUAUAUUCUAUAGCCAAAUCAAUAGCUUCAAUAGCUUCUUCAUAUUGCAGCAGCUUCUUUUCUUCAAUUUCAUUAAGUAUUUUUUUGUUUUGCGACUUCGUAUCUAUUUGACAUCGUUGCUCAACAAGAUACUCUCUAGUUUUUCGCAGAUUUCGAAUUUCGUGUCUGUAUCUUUCGAGUUCUUCACUAGAUAGCGACAAACUGUUUUCUUCCAGGUCAGAAUUUGAUAGUUUCAGUAAAACCAAAGCUUUAGAAUCGUCGUAGCUUUUUGGAGUUUCAUUAGAAGUGUUAGUAUUUUUGUUUUCUAUUAUUGAAGAUUCGCAUGUUUGCUUUUUUCGUUCUUCGCGUCUUUUGAGCUUUAUGACUUUUUCCAUUUGCUUUUUUGACAUCAGCAAACUGCCUUCCAGCUCUUGCAAACGUUUAUUGUCGUCCUCUGUCAUGUUUUUCAAGACUUCAACGUCUUUUAGUUUGGUUUCUACUUCGCCUAGUUCUUCGCGAUAUUUGGUUUCUAGGAAAUGAUUGUUGUUUUUACGUGCCAAAGUUACUUUGUCUUGGGUGCUUCUGAGCUCUCUUUUUAAUUUUUGGCAUUUUUGUUCGAUUUUACUGUGCGCAUUCGAUUUUGUGUCUUUGUGUUGCAACAGUUGCGCUAUAUGGUUUUCUUUUACUUUUAUCGUUUGAUCUAAGUCGGCCAUUUGUUUAUCGUAGCCUUUGAUUACA